Molecule: messenger RNA, 956 nt
Organism: Cuscuta campestris
Lineage: Eukaryota; Viridiplantae; Streptophyta; Magnoliopsida; Solanales; Convolvulaceae
Source: the annotation of a GenBank genome assembly
GAACACGUGGAAGCAAAUGGGAGAUUCACCGGUGUCUUGAAAGUUGAAACCACGAACAUGAAGAAUAAUACUAUAUGGAUAGGAUAGCCAAUGUUAGAGGAAGAAUAUAUAUGUAUAAUGAAUAAGAGGAAGAGGGCGGCGGCGGCGGAGUGGACGAGGGGGCUGGUGGGGAGCGAGUUCUUCCGGCCGUGCGGGGAGCACGCGGACCGGCGGAGGAACGAGAGGAACGUGUUCUGUAUGGACUGCAACGCCGGGAUAUGCAAGCACUGUUUGAGUUCUCCGGCGCACCCGGGCCGCCACCGCUGGCUCCAAAUCUGCAAGUAUGUGUAUCGGGACGUCGUCCGCCUCCACGAUAUCCAGAAACACCUUGACUGCUCCACCAUACAGACGUACAAGAUCAACGGGGAGAAGGCGAUACAUAUAAACCCACGGCCGAGAUCGAAGAAAGACAGUGGCGGGAAAACAAAUAACAAUAAUAAUAAAUGGGGCUGUGAUGCAUGUGGGAGGCAUCUCCAAGAAUUCCCUAAUCGCUAUUGCUCCAUUGCAUGCAGGGUUUCAUCAGAUGCAAGAUACAGAGACAAGAUAAUCUCAUUUCAGAUUUCACAGUUUGGUGAAGAAGACUUCUCCACAAAAGAGAACACAGAAAAUGAGUCUUGCACUUCCUUCUUAACUGAGUCUUCUGAGGUCAUUCAAGUGUGGGUUACUUCAGCCACUCAUUUAAAGCCAAAAAAGCCCUUCCACAAGAGGAAAGGUGCCCCAUGUAGGGCCCCUUUAUGCUAAUAGUAGUUUGUGUGUGGUAAUAAGAUUUCACAUUUAAUUGAUCACUAUGAUUACUAAAAAAUGUGAAACUAUUCUAUCCUAAUUUGUGUAGAUGAAAGAAAAAUAAAAUGGACCAUAUUUUUUUCCCUCAGUGGAGCACUUUUAGGAUGUUCCAAAAAUAAAAUACUCUUCUAUUC